ACAUCUUCUUUCUUAUGCGCGUUGCUUUCGUGUUUCUCUAUUUUACUAAAUUUCCUAUUCUCUCUCUCUCUAUCAUCUACGGCGAAUCCUCCGGUUGUGAAGCAGUCAUAGUGAUGGAUCUUCAGAGCACCACCGUCUGCUGUUUGUGUGGCGACGUCGGCUUUUCCGAUCAGCUCUUCCGCUGCUCCAACUGCCGCAGCCGCUUCCAGCACUCGUACUGUAGCAGCUACUGCGGAGAACAGUCACGGCGUGUUGAGGUAUGCGAUUGGUGUUUAAGCGAGAAAGCAAGUUCAUCAUCCGGAAGAAUUACGAGUAAAUUCCCGCAGGCAAGUAGUGAAAUGAGAUCAGCCUACUCCGGCGAAAAAAUCAAGCAGAAUAACCGUGGGGACGGUGGCGCUACGGCGGAUAAAGUCGCCGGAAAAAGUCUUUCGCCGCGGCCUACCGCACGCAGGUACAAACUUCUCAAGGAUGUAAUGUGCUGAUUAAUAUAUGUAGUCACGAUCUCCUCCUGUUACUAUUUAGCUAUCGCUUCUAUACAUCUCUGAGCUAUUUUCUCUUCAUUUAAACCAAUAAUAUUCCAUCAUCAUGCUUUAUAUGUAAUGUAUAUGUACAUAUUUAUAUAUAUAUAUUCCAUUUCACUUA
Molecule: messenger RNA, 642 nt
Organism: Andrographis paniculata
Lineage: Eukaryota; Viridiplantae; Streptophyta; Magnoliopsida; Lamiales; Acanthaceae
Exons: 2
Coding region: 15-482 (155 amino acids)
Source: RefSeq, a predicted model, not a curated record